ACAUUUCAAGAGGCAACUCUCAUGUUGUUAUGUUGUCUCUGUUUGGACAAUUGCCAAUUCUGCUCCACUGUCUUUGUGCGCACUUCGUUCUGCACAGUCCCCCCUCCGUCCUAUUUGGCUAUGGCAGAGUAGUGACACACACUCGGCAUGCCCUCCCCAUAUUUGUUUGACAGCUCUAAAAAUAGUUCCCCGGACCAGUUUGGCCUUAUCAAGUUCCAGCUGACUUCUACAACUGAUACAGGCAGGGGGGAUUUGUCAGAAACUAGAAAAAAUCGAGGAGUUCUCUCAUCGUGGAUCCCACUUCAUCUGACCUGAUGGAGGAAACUGUGAUGGAGGAACCUAUCUGUGAAGAAGCCAUAUUGGCUGAAGAAAUCCCAGAGGUGAAGCCCACAGCAGUGGUGAAUAAGAAUGGUGUGAAAGCGGAGGCUGCUACUGCUAGUGGGGGUGUUGCUAGUGGGGGUGGAGGUGCUGCUAGUGGUUUUAGCGGCACUAAGAUUUUCACCUGGUUCAUGGUUCUGGCUUUGUUGGGGGUGUGGAGCUCCGUGGCCGUGGUGUGGUUAGACCUGGUGGACUACGACAACGUCAUUGGUAAACUUUCAGCGUAUGACGCAGAUGGCGAUGGUGACUUCGAUGUGGAGGACGCCAAAGUACUACUCGGCUUGACCAAAGAGGGCGGUGAAAUUACUAAUGAAAACGCAGAUUCCCUAGAGGAAAUCUUCGGUAUUUUAGCCGAGGAGGGCUCAGAUUGGUUUCACGGCUUCUUCACGUUUCUCUAUGACGUGAUCACUCCUCCCGUAGAGAAGGUGGAGGAUCCAGAGAGUGAGACAGCAGAGGAGGAGGGUGAUGCUGACGAAAAAGAGGGCAAAAUUGCUGCUCCCAAAAAGGAAACGCUGAAAAAAGAGGACAAGAAAAAAGCUGAGAAUAUUGUAGAGGUUCCUGUUCCAAAAACAGAAAAGACAAAAGAUGAGAGUCCUGGAGAGGUGGCUUCUAAAAAGAACAGAACAAAAGGAGUGAAGGAGAGGCCGGUUUCUCUGGUGCAGAAGGAAGCCAAGGAGGAAUCUGCUGUGGAAGAACAAACCGAGCCCAUUGUGGAGGAAGUCAUCCAGACAACAGAGGGGACUGAGGAAGAAGAGCAGCUUCCACCGAACCCAUCACAGGAGCAGCAGGCUCCUGAAGGUGAGAGUCCGGACGCAGUGGGAACUCCAGACAAAUUAGAAGAUGCAACUGAGGAAGCUUUUGAGGGGAAACUGGCGGUUGAGGCUGAGGCUGCUGUCCAGGUAGAGGAAACUGCUGUCCCUCUCCCGCCGAUAUCAGAUGAUUUUGUCCCAGAUGACAGUAGAGAUGAAGCAACACAACCUUAUGAAGAGUCAAAGCAAUUUACUGACCGGCCAGGCUCCCAGGAGACACGGGAAGCAGAGGCUAAAUCAGUCCCAGAACCGGAGGCUAACGUGGAAUCUGUUCCGGAACUGGAAGCUGUCCCACAACUGAAAGAUGAAGCCGUCCCAGAACUGAAAGAGGAGCCAGUGGCAGUAGAGGAGGAAACAACACAGGAAGAUUCAGAAGCACCUGUUGGCGUUUCCCAGUGCUUCCAGUCAUUCAAGGCCACCUCAAAGGCCACUUAUGUGACUGUCAUUUCUAUGGAGGGCUUCACCUGCAUGUCUAGGGUUGUGUGA
Messenger RNA from Salvelinus sp. IW2-2015, 1673 nucleotides. The record is from RefSeq and is a predicted model, not a curated record. Lineage: Eukaryota; Metazoa; Chordata; Actinopteri; Salmoniformes; Salmonidae.